Hyla sarda is the source of this 2547-nucleotide messenger RNA. RefSeq names its product cathepsin F (gene CTSF). Gene Ontology annotation, cellular component: lysosome. The record is from RefSeq and is a predicted model, not a curated record. Bases 88 to 1476 code for a protein of 462 amino acids. Gene Ontology annotation, molecular function: cysteine-type endopeptidase inhibitor activity; cysteine-type endopeptidase activity. NCBI's taxonomy places the organism in Eukaryota, Metazoa, Chordata, Amphibia, Anura, Hylidae. The transcript has 14 exons.
UACGGAGCUGCCUGCAGCUAUCACAUGACCCGGUCACAUGACAUCUGUUUACCUCGUCAGUCACCGGCUGCGGAUCAGUAGUACAGGAUGAUGGCUGCGGGCGGCUGCUGGCUGCUGGUUCUCGGGGCGGCGGGGCUGGUGUUCGGGCUCCCACCCGUUCGGUGGAUGCAGGCGGCACCGGGGGACCCUGGGAUGAACACCCUGAUGGGGCUGGCGGAGCGGGAGUAUAACGCUGCUAGCGGCCGGGAGGAGCUGUACCGGGCAAUGCGGAUGCGCGACCUCCGCAAACAGUUGGUAUCCGGUAUACGGUACGAGUUCACCGUCUUCUUGGGACGCACGUUGUGCAGGAAGGGGGAUGAGGAGCUCCUGGGUAAUUGUCCACUUCACAGCUUGUCUGCACUGAUGGAGAUAGAAUGCAAAUUCUCCAUGUUCGUGUUGCCAUGGGUGAAUGAGACAAAAGUAGUGGAGCAAACAUGUUCUCAAGAAGGUCACAUUGAAGAGACAAGUGAACCAUCAUCCUCUAAACAAGAAGAACCUUCCAUGAAAGCAGAGGCCGAGAUGCUGGAAACAUUGUCCUUAUUUAAGGACUUUGUGACAACCUACAAUAAAAAAUACAAGGAUACUGAAGAGGCUUUGAUGAGGCUGCAGAUAUUUGCUCAAAAUCUCAAGAAAGCGAAGGAGAUUCAAGAAAAAGACCAGGGUACUGCUGAAUAUGGUGUCACUAAAUUUAGCGAUCUCACAGAGGAAGAGUUCAGGACUCUAUAUCUGAACCCAUUACUCUCCAGCCAGCCUCCCCGUCCUAUGAAGAUGGCUCCGACACCAACUGAUCCUCCGCCGGCAGAGUGGGAUUGGAGAGAUCAUGGAGCAGUAACGGAAGUAAAGAACCAGGGCAUGUGUGGCUCAUGUUGGGCAUUUUCGGUAACGGGAAACAUCGAAGGGCAGUGGUUCUUGAAGAAAAAGUCACUCGUCUCCCUCUCGGAGCAAGAGUUGGUGGAUUGUGAUGUCGUGGAUCAGGCGUGUGGAGGAGGUCUCCCCUCAAAUGCCUACCAGGCUAUUGAGAAGCUGGGAGGACUUGAGUCAGAGCAAGACUACAGCUACCUGGGCCACAAGGAGAGGUGCAGCUUCUCUACCAACAAAGUCUCAGCUUUUAUCAACAGCUCUGUGGAGAUUCCAAAAGAUGAGACAGAGAUUGCAGCCUGGUUGGCGCAGAAUGGACCAAUAUCCAUAGCUCUUAAUGCUUUUGCAAUGCAGUUUUACCAUAAAGGGAUAUCUCACCCGUUCCGCAUACUUUGUAACCCGUGGAUGAUCGACCAUGCUGUUCUGUUAGUGGGCUAUGGAGUCCGAGAUGGGAAGCCUUUCUGGGCUAUCAAGAACAGCUGGGGAAAAGACUGGGGAGAGCAGGGUUAUUAUUAUUUGUAUCGUGGCACCGGGGCAUGUGGGAUGAACACCAUGUGCAGCUCUGCAGUAAUAGACUAGAGAACUCUGUGGAAGAAAUCCUCAUCGUGUGAUCAUUUGGGUACACCAUAUUAAGAUUCGUUAUCUAGUCUUCACCACAGUAUGUGAUGUUAGUGAUGUACAUUCCUCUCCUUACAGAGGGCCGGGUAGAAAUUCUUACCUAAUAAUCUGUUUUAAUGAAAGAAGAUAUUUAUAUUUGCAUAGCACUGGAUGAAAUGUACUAAUAUAUUUUACUAUUUUAACAUUUUAGAAUGACCUUGAGGUCUUCUGAAGACCUAACAUAGAAGAAUGCAUAGUAGUAUUUUACCUCACUUUAAAGUCUUACUAUCGUUUUGAAAAUAGAUGUGAAACGUUUUGAUCGCUGGGGGUCUGGGUGUUAAGGAGUACCUAUCAUGAUCUAAACUCUCACUAAUCCCCCCCCCCCCCCCAAUCUGUCCCUGACUCUCACUGACACUAUAUUUGUGUUAGUUUUCAUUCAAAACCCCCUCUUUCUACCUGACUUAUUGUCUUCUUGGCUGCUCAUUCAGCCGUCCUAGUGUGAGAGAGUAAGGGGGCGUGGCCCAGUAUAGAGGCUGUGAACACAGCAGCCGGCAGCUCUGAAUUUUCUCCUCUCUGUUUACAACUGCAUGUGCAGAGAGAAGAAAGAUCGAAGCUCAGAUAGUAAAAUGAAUGAGGGCAUGCAGUAAGGCAGAAUCAGGAGUAUGCCCUGCUGUGCUAUGAGCACAGUGCUGGCUCCUGCCUGUCUGAUUGACAGGCAGGGAGCAGUGCUGAGCUUGUCUGUGUCCCGGCUGCAGUCUGAGAUUUAGGACUCCUGCUUGAGUUUGAAAUCUAUAAAAAGGGCUUGUGGCCAGGACUGGUAGGGAGACCACUCAGUGGAAAAUUAAAUAGAAAGAAGCAUAUUUUUUAAUAACAUGCAAUAGGAAAGUUAUUCUGCAUACAUUAAUCUAUAAUAUAUCAAAAGUUUUUUUUUGAUGAAAGGUACCCUUUAAGAUUUUUGCUAAACUUUUUGCUAAACCUUCUCUCCCCAGCUCUGCAGAAGACUGAUUCUAUAGUAAGUCUAUGGCAGUGUUUUCCAACCAGGGUGCCUCUAGA